AAUGUUAAUUGCGAACGGUCGCUUGUUUAUCGCUCAUUUCUUGCUCUGAUAAGAUUAGAAUAGUCAUAUGGAGCGUAGAGCGCCAUCUUAAAUGCGUCUUGUGCAAGGUUUUUGUAAAUAAUACAAUUUUAAGAAACAUUGUGUGCAAUUUAAGCGGAAGUGAUAAUGUUGUGGUGUUUUACAUGUUAUUAACGUGAAAUGAGAGAUAUCCGUUCAGUGGGAGUCAUGCAUAACCCAAGGCCAUUGGAGUUACCGGCAAGGCCUGUGGAACCUCAUCGGAGUAGAUCGUCUUCUUGGUCUUGGCGAAGGACCAAUAACCUUCCUCGACCGGAACCCCGACUAUCUUUACAGUGUCAGACUGAUGAGAAUAGCUACCUGCUUCGGUUGAAAAUAGUGGGGGCUUACUCGUUAGCUAAGAAGGAUAUAUUUGGUGCUAGUGAUCCAUAUGUCCGCGUGGAACUGCAGAAGGUGGACGGUGACGUCACGAUUGAAACAUUUCUCACGAAAACUAAGAAAAAGACUCUAAAUCCAGUAUGGAAUCAGGAGUUUAUAUUCAGGGUGAAGCCGCAGGAGCAGAAGCUGCUGAUCCAGGUGUUCGACGAGAACCGGCUGACGCGCGACGACUUCCUGGGCAUGGUGGAGGUGCCGCUGGCGGGCGCGGGCGCCGAGAGCGCGGCGGCGGGCCGCGCGCCGCCCACCAAGUACGCGCUGCGCCCGCGCAGGUCCGUUGCUCGUUCCCGGGUUCGAGGGUACAUCGAGGUUUAUCACGCGUUAAUUGGGAGAGUUGGGGACCCCGGCACCGAGGAAGCUCCGAACCCUGCGCCUGAUGAUUGGGAGCUGGUGGAACCGGCGCCUCAAGUUGGAAAUGUUCAGCCGCCCAGAACGACUAGUAUGGACGGAGAAUCCUCCGCAAUGACUAGCAUGGAUGAGGAAUCAGUGAUUGGUGGUGACCCGCUGCCUCUCGGGUGGGAGGAGAGACAGGACGCGAACGGGAGGACGUAUUACGUGAACCACAUAGCAAGGUCCACGCAAUGGGGGAGGCCGACGUUUACGCGUAACAUGAGCACAGAGUCUCAGGCGGAGAGGAUGGAGACGGCCGUCACGGAGUUCCAACGUCGCUUCCACAUCUCCGCCGACGACGGCCACGCCAGCCCGUCGGCGACCCAGCACCAGGAGGAUGUGAGUGAAAGGCGAGCCGAAAACUCAACCGAGAAUACUCCAUUUUCGACGCCCAUCCUCUCGCCAGAGCUGAGGGAACAAGUUUCUACGGAAACAACGACAAACAUAAGCAAUGACUGUGAUACUAAUGUAAGACAAAAUUUAAACGAAGAAGACGAUGUAGUAUGUGGUAACGAGAAUGCGGCCCAUACAGCAGAAGCAGACAAUAAUCAAAGUGACGACACUGCUGAAAAUGCUCAAGAAAUUAGCGAUAAUCGAAAUGCUAGUCAAGAAACAGUUGAAUCGGAUGUUAAUGCAAUCGACACUGAGUUACAAUCAGGAGUCGAAUCGCUUUUGAAUGAUACAGAGUCCAAUGGAGACGUUGUCGACGAUGAUACUAGGACGGAGAUAGAAGAAAUUACCUUCGGUAGAGAGAGAACCCUGACUGAAGAAACGGGUGAUGGGUCUGGGGAAUCGUUGACCUUUGAUGAAAAUCACUUUAGUACGCCUACAGGAGGUGUAACUCCCGAAAGGAGGGCGUCGACCUCUAGACGGAGGAGGACGACAACAAGUUCUAUGGAUGACUCGGAGGAUGAAACUGACGGGUCCACGGAUAGCACGAGGAGCAGCAGCUCAAGUAGCAGUCAGAGCCAGAAUUUACCAAACAGUGACGGGUUGCCGCCUGGCUGGAGCAUGCAGCGCGCUCCGAACGGAAGGAUAUUCUUCAUAGACCACAAUCAGAAGACGACAACUUGGAUCGAUCCCAGAACAGGGUGCGCGUCGAGCCUGCCGAGCGCGGCGGCGGCGGGCGCGGAGGCGGGCGCGCCGGGCGCGCUGGGCGCGCUGGGCGAGCUGGGCGCGCUGCCCGAGGGCUGGGAGGAGCGCGUGCACUCCGACGGCCGGAUCUUCUUCAUCGACCACAACACCCGCACGACGCAGUGGGAGGACCCGCGGCUGUCCAACCCUCAGAUCGCGGGCCCGGCCGUGCCCUACUCGCGGGACUACAAGCGCAAGUACGAGUACCUCAAGAGCCAGCUGCGCAAACCCAGCAACGUACCUAACAAGUUCGAGAUCAAAGUUCGCAGAAGUUCGAUCCUGGAGGAUUCGUACCGCAUCAUCAGCUCAGUCAGCCGGCUGGAUCUACUCAAGACCAAGUUGUGGGUGGAGUUCGAGUCGGAAGUGGGGCUUGACUACGGCGGCUUAGCACGCGAGUGGUUCUUCCUACUGUCCAAGGAGAUGUUCAACCCCUACUACGGUCUGUUCGAGUACUCCGCGAUGGACAACUACACUCUGCAAAUUAAUCCGAACAGCGGCGUUUGUAACGAGGAGCACCUGAACUACUUCAAGUUCAUCGGCAGAGUCGCCGGCAUGGCCGUGUAUCAUGGGAAGUUGCUCGAUGCGUUCUUCAUCCGUCCAUUCUACAAGAUGAUGCUCGGCAAGCCCAUCGAGCUCCAGGACAUGGAAUCCGUCGACCUCGAAUACUACAACUCGCUCAUGUGGAUCAAGGAAAAUGACCCGUCGGAGCUGUACCUGACGUUCUCCGUUGACGAAGAACAGUUCGGGAAGACCAUUCAGCGGGAACUGAAGCCCGGCGGUGCCAACAUCCCCAUCGACAACGAGAACAAGGAUGAGUACAUCAAGCUCGUGAUCCAGUGGCGCUUCGUGAGUCGCGUCCAAGAACAAAUGUACGCGUUCCUCGAGGGCCUGGGCGCCCUGGUGCCGCUGCCGCUGUUGAAGAUCUUCGACGAGAACGAGCUGGAGCUGCUGCUGUGCGGCAUCCAGCACAUCGACGUGCGCGACUGGCGUGCCAACACACUGUACAAGGGCGACUACCACGCCAACCAUCUCGUGGUGCAGUGGUUCUGGAGGGUGGUGCUGUCCUUCUCCAACGAGAUGCGCUCCAGACUGCUGCAGUUCGUGACGGGCACCUCGCGCGUGCCCAUGAACGGGUUCAAGGAGCUGUACGGCUCCAACGGGCCGCAGCUCUUCACCAUCGAGAAGUGGGGCUCGCCCGAGAACUACCCCAGGGCGCACACUUGUUUCAAUCGCAUUGACUUACCGCCCUAUGAGAGCUACCAACAGCUAAGAGAGAAGCUCGUUAAAGCCAUCGAAGGGUCGCAGGGCUUCGCUGGCGUCGACUGAGAACUACAGAUCCUCGAUAUACUUAUCAGUGCCCUGCAGUUAUGAGGACAAUAUCAGAGAGGGCUAAAUAUAUUUUAAAUUCCUAUAUUUAACGUGAAAUUCAUUCGUUAUAUAAUAUUUUAUAUGGAAAGUAAGAGGUUUGAAACAUUUUAUUUAGUUUUUUUUAUUUAUAUACAUUAAAUUUCAUACUUAGUCUAUUUAAAAAAAUAUAUGUAUACAUUUCUUUUUUAUGUCAAAAAUACGAAUCUUUUUUUUAAUUGAACUAUUCCGUUAUUUAUUUAUAACUUAGACUCGGUGUUUUUUGUUCUUAUAUCCAAUAUAAAUUUAUCAUUUUUAAUUCAACAUUUAUAAAAAAAAUUAAAAAUAUAUCAUAUUGCAACACAAAAUGUUAAAUUAAUUUAAUUUCGGCCUUCCUUAUAAACGUUGUUUAGUGUUUAGUUGAACACUGAUUUGUCUCUUUCUCUCGUUAUUGAUUUGACAUUAGAAAGAAGAAGACAGCAUUGUUUAACUCACCCGCUAAACAACGUUUAUAUGCGUAUUAAUAUAAACUAAAUAUUGUCAAUAUUAAUAACAAUGGUGCCAUUUAGUGAUGACUAAACAUUCAAUAGGGUUGCUAGAUUGUAUAAUUGUAUACGUGUAUAAUUUUAAUGAUGGUAGGCAGUGAACUCUACCAAGCCUGCUGGGUAGGUACCACCCACGUAUUCAUUGUGGUAAAUAGCAAUGCAUUCCACCUUACGGGUUAGGUAUUAAGAGCGAGUGAGCCAAUGUAAUUAUAAGUACAUAAAAUUAUAAAUUUCUAAUGCCUCUGAUUGGUCCAAUUCGAACAUUGUCCAUUUGUCUUCAAGGGGUUCAUUUACUUCGCCUGCCUUAUUGCUAUCAAUUAAAACAAUGUAUUUUUUUUUCUCAAAUUAUAAGAAAUAAAUAAAUAUUAGUACUAUUAAUAUUUCUGGCAACCCUAAGUGUGAAGAUGCAUUUAAACAAGCGUAAAUCAUUUUCAAUAUUUUCAUUAUUUAUAUAAAAUUACUAAUUAUAAAAAUUUGAAAUAUAUUUAAAACGUUAUCGCAAUUUGAACCUUACAGUUCAGUUCAUAAGAGUGAUAUUAAAGUAGCCUUCAUUUAUAUUAAUAUAAAAGUUAAAAUUAUACCUUAAUUCAUUGUAUUAAGAUGUACAUUUGUUUGUCCUGCUUAGCUUAUAUACCACAAAUCUUAUGUAAUUAAUUAUAACUAUAUUAUAUCCUAUAAAUAACUUUAUAAUUUCAUAUCAAUUAUUAUUAUUUAACACGAAAAAAGACAAGACAGGUUGAAUUAAAACAUAAAAUCGAUAUUAUCAAAAUGUUUUUGAAUCGCUUAAAACGCUUUCGCUUUAAAUAUUGCAUUCAGCUGUUAUAUACAAAUAUAAAGGAUAAUUAUUAUAUACCAAAAUAGAAUCAAUGACGUCAAAAAAGUAUAUAAUAAAAUAAAAUUCAAAGGCUGUCGAGAUAUUUGCAGCCGUUGAAUUGAAUACACAAUGAAAUUAUAUAUUUCAAUUGUUUCAUUAAAUUUCAAACCGUCUAUAUAAAGCAACGACUAGAACUUGAUCAAAAUCCCUUGAAUAUAUAUAUAUAAGCUGAAUGUGAUAUUUUUUUUUAUUAUUUUCAUAUAAAAAUUAAUAUAAUCUGUAUAUAGUGUAGGUUACGGUGUAAAAAAAAAUUGCUAAUGUAUAAAAAACAAUUUUAGAUUUUCAAAAGAUCCAUCUAAUGGAGUGUGAUGUGCCGAGAUGUCGAGCGAUUUUUUUUUUUUUUUCGUAAGCCGCGUGUAUUUAUUUAGUUAAAAACAUAUUCCGACCUUACUUCGUUCUUAAGUUAUUUUAUUAACUUAAGUUGUUUUACUUAAAUCGCAUAGUUAGGUUAUGAAAAUAUUUUUUUAAUAAAUAUUAUUAUUUUUAAGUGAAACUUAGUUACGGUUAUUAUUAACAUCUUUAUUUAUCAUUAAAUAUAUGAUUAUUUUUUAUCUGUUGUAAUGCAAUGUUCAAUACAUUUGUUUUUAAUUGUAACAACAAUAUAUAACAUCAAUACGGUAUGAAUUGUAAGCAAAAAUAGCGAAAUAUUUCAAUUUUAUCCAGUUUUGAGGAAAAUCUAUUUAUGAGGUUUCUUUGAGAGUUCGACGUCUAUAUGGAACAUUCAAUCUUCGAGUUUAUAUUCAAUUAGAAAAAGAAAAGAAGCAAUGUAGUCAAUAAAUUAAUUUUAUUUAUAUAAAUUAUUAAAAAUAUUCAUGUUUUUUUUUUUUUAGUAAAAAUCAUACUGUCCGUAUAACUGCAGAUUUAUAUCCAGUUUCUGAAUUGAAGUCAGAUUAACUUAUUUAGAUUUAAUCUGAACGCUCAUUGGCCGCCUAUCACGUCACCUUUCUGAUUAUAGCCAAAUCAGUUUUUUAUAAAUAAACUUUGCAAUCAGUAUCCUAAUCGAAGUCGUUAACCGAAUAAAUGGCGUGUUCUUUAAUUGGAUAGUAUUAUAGUCGUGCUAUCCUUGUUUCAUCCUCACAUCAGAAAGAGAUAGCAAUAUGUUUAGUGAUAGUUUCAUCGGCAUUGGCACCAAACUGGCACUUUACUAAUUAUGUCGGAUAUUGGCUUAAAAUUUAAUAAUGAAUGGUAUGAACUUUCGGCUUUACCAAUAAACGUGGUUUAGCGGGUGAUUAGUUAAACAAUGCUGUGUCUUCUUCUUUCGUAUGUCGAAUCAAUUAUGAUAGAAAGAGAGAAAUCGUUAUCCAACUAAACCCCCGCCAAACAACGUUUGUAAGUAUAUUUUUUUGAGAAUAUUGUACGGAUAACUAAGUCGAGUCAUAUAGCCAUUGAGUUCAAAAAAUUACUAUUAAAAAUAAUUAUUAAAUAAUUUGGUGUUUCCAUUCGUGUAUAAACUCAUUGCAAUAAAUUUAUAUAACGUGGGUAAUAAAUUCUUAAUUAUAUUAGGCUUUUGGCAUUGUAUAAACAACUAAUUUUUUCUGUUUCAAUUCAUUUUAGUUAUUUAGUUAAUGUUAAAAUUAAAAGUUGGAACGUAUUAUUUCGUUGAAUAUGAUUACAAAAGAGGUUCUUUGAGCUUUUUUUUUCUCGAUCAUUAAGUGUCAUUAAAAAUUUAUAUAAACGAGUAAACGGGUUUUGCUAUGUAUGGAUAAUAUUAUAUAAUAAUAAUAAAUAUUGUUUUUUAUAUAAAAUCACAGUAUUAUUUAUAAAAAUUAAUGAAAUAGUAAAAUGUAAUAAUUUAUAAUGAAAUGUGGCAUUAAGUUUUGUUUUUUUUUUUUUUAUUUCUUCGAAAUGAUACGUUUAUGGCUUAAAUUGAUAAUGUAUUGAAUUUUUGUUAGUAUGGUUUAAUACGAACAAUGUUUGGUGUUGUCGAAAAGAUGGCUAUUUUUAUUACGACUGUACUUUUAACGAGCGUCUGUACAUAGUUAAUUGAAAUGAAGGAUUAAUAAUGCAAAUAAAAUAUCGAUUAUAUCGUUAA
Nymphalis io (European peacock) is the source of this 6769-nucleotide messenger RNA. It is a transcript of the gene Nedd4, whose product is annotated as E3 ubiquitin-protein ligase Nedd-4. Bases 199 to 3300 code for a protein of 1033 amino acids. The record is from RefSeq and is a predicted model, not a curated record. The transcript has 22 exons. Gene Ontology annotation, molecular function: protein binding; sodium channel inhibitor activity; ubiquitin protein ligase activity. Lineage: Eukaryota; Metazoa; Arthropoda; Insecta; Lepidoptera; Nymphalidae. Gene Ontology annotation, biological process: ubiquitin-dependent protein catabolic process; regulation of dendrite morphogenesis.